AUGGGUAAUACUUUUUCAGCUUCCCCCUCUGAUGGGCAACCGCCAAAACAAGAGGUACCACUCAAAGGGGAUGAGCCAGUGAUCACGGGCAUGGGUACCGAGUGGCCGCCCAAACUGUUAAACCCAGAUGACUUGAAAGAUUAUGCCUUGAAGUUUUACCCAGAGAACCCUCCAUGGCUCAAAGCCUUUCUCAAGAUUAAUGCCCAUACAGGCAUCGAGAAUCGAGCAGUCGUCGACCUGUGGGACGACCCCCGCUGGCACGGGGAGCUUCCACCCCCAACAGAAGAGGUAGACUCAGGGUUUCGGGAAUACAGUGUCCAGCUUUCUAAAAAUGCUGCCCUCAAAGCCCUUCGUGAAAGCAAUAUCGACCCCUCCGCGAUCACGCAUAUGGUAUCCGUGACGGUAACGAACGGUGGAGCCCCGGGUUUUGAUCAGCUUGUCGCUCGUGAAUUAGGUUUAUCUCCUACGACGGAGCGAAUCCUACUGAGCGGUGUCGGCUGCGCUGGCGGAUGCGCAGCUCUCCGGGUUGCAUCCACGCUAGCAGCUGCAGCCACAUAUCGGAAACAAGAAGCGCGAAUUCUGGUUGUGGCAUGUGAGCUGUGCAGUAUUCAUCUCAGGGGGGAGCUGCAUGCGGCUUCACUGGCUGAGAUGACAACAAUUGCCCCGGCCUUGUUUAGUGACGGUGCAUCCGCGUUUGUCCUCUGCAACCCGUUGGGAAUGAGCGAUAAGACCCCCAAGCAAUUCGCAGUCGUUGAUCAAAGGACCGGCGUCACACCAGGAACCCUGGAUGAAAUGUCGUACAAAGUGACUACCCAUGGCUUUUUGGCCACAAUUUCCAAGAGCAUUCCUAAGCUUGCUGUUGCGUCUAUACAAGCUCCUUUUCAGUCCCUGAUACAAUCUAAUGGGAUGUCCUCCGCUUCUCCAACAGACUUUCAUUGGGCUCUUCAUCCAGGUGGUCGGGCUGUUAUCCAGGGUGCACAGGAUGCCCUUAACUUGCCCGAUGACGCAUUAGCCGCUAGCAAUGAGAUCUAUAGAACAAGGGGUAAUACGUCCAGUGUUGCCGUCCUUGCUGUGUUGGAUAAGGUGCGGGAGUUGAAGCUGCCGACUUCGAAUGUUAUUGCAUGUAGCUUUGGGCCUGGUCUUACAACGGAGAUGGCCCUUUUACGCCGCAUGGUAUAG
Messenger RNA from Aspergillus niger, 1179 nucleotides. RefSeq lists its product as uncharacterized. Bases 1 to 1179 code for a protein of 392 amino acids. Gene Ontology annotation, biological process: polyketide biosynthetic process. The transcript is spliced from 2 exons. The record is from RefSeq and is a predicted model, not a curated record. Gene Ontology annotation, molecular function: acyltransferase activity, transferring groups other than amino-acyl groups. Lineage: Eukaryota; Fungi; Ascomycota; Eurotiomycetes; Eurotiales; Aspergillaceae.